AUGGCGGCGGGUGUGGUGGGGCAGACCGCGGAGUAUAUUAAGGCGGGCGCGGCGCUGGCCAAGCACAGGCGCCGCAAUGCACACCGCCGUGGUCGCUCUGCUGCUGGUAGCAGCUGCUGCCUGCAUCAAUGCAGCCGCUCUGCAAGCGGCAGUGCCAGUGGUAGCCAGUCUUCCAGCAGUUCUCAGAGUGGCGCUGUAGGAGGAGGGAAAGGCAGCGGAAGCAUCAGUGGUAGCCAGUCUUCCAGCAGUUCCCAGAGUGGUGCUGUAGGAGGAGGGAAAGGCAGCGGGAGCGCUAGUGGUAGCCAGUCUUCCAGCAGUUCCCAGAGCGGUGCUGUAGGAGGCGGGAAAGGCAGUGGAAGCAUCAGUGGUAGCGAGUCAUCCAGCAGCUCCCAGAGUGGUGCUGUAGGAGGAAGUGGCAGCGGAAGUGGUAGUCAGUCUUCCAGUAGCUCCCAGAGCGGCGCUGUAGGAGGAGGGAAGGGCAGCGGGAGCGUCAGUGGUAGCGAGUCAUCCAGCAGUUCCCAGAGUGGCGCCUUCGGAGGUGGCUACGGUGGCAUGAGUGGCAGCGGCAGCAAGUCUUCGAGCAGCUCCCAGAGUGGCGCCUUCGGAGGUGGCUACGGUGGCAUGAGUGGCAGCGGCAGCAAGUCUUCCAGCAGUUCCCAGAGUGGCGCCUUCGGAGGUGGCUACGGUGGCAUGAGUGGCAGCGGCAGCAAGUCUUCGAGCAGCUCCCAGAGUGGCGCCUUCGGAGGUGGCUACGGUGGCAUGAGUGGCAGCGGCAGCAAGUCUUCGAGCAGCUCCCAGAGUGGUGCCUUUGGAGGAGGCUAUGGCGGCCUUAGUGGCAGCAAGAGUUCGAGUCAGUCAGCGUCCGAGAGCGUCGGCUACGGCCACAGUGGCUCCGUGUCGGGCAGAUAG
Molecule: messenger RNA, 909 nt
Organism: Schistocerca nitens (vagrant locust)
Lineage: Eukaryota; Metazoa; Arthropoda; Insecta; Orthoptera; Acrididae
Exons: 2
Coding region: 1-909 (302 amino acids)
Source: RefSeq, a predicted model, not a curated record